AUGGCAAAAAAGAAAGGUGAACCAGGUUUUGAUGCACUUUAUAAAGUUAGACCUCUCCUCAAUUCAUUGAGAGAGAGAUUCCAAAAUAUUUAUUAUCCAGAGAAAACAGUAACAGUCAAUGAAGGAAUUUGUCACUACAGUGUAAGAGUAGGCUUCAAGGUUUAUAUGGCCAAUAAACCAAACAAAUAUGGUAUGAAGCUGUACAUUUUGGCUGAAUCCAGAACAGGAUAUAUCUGGAAUUUUGAGGUAUACCAUGGAAGAGAUGAGACAAUAGACAACAGCGCUUCUAGUGUCAUGAAGCGUUUGGCCAAUAAAUUUCUGGGUAAAGGGCACAUUGUGUAUGUUGAUCGUUUCUACACGAGUGUUCAAUUAGCUGAAGAAUUAACUGAUGAUAAUACUGGUCUUGUUGGGACAAUGAUGAAAAACAGGAAAGGACUUCCAAAACUGCUAAAAGAUGCAAAGCUGAAAAAAGGAGAACAGAUGUUCCGUCACAAAGGGAAUGUGCUCCCCCUGCGCUGGAAAGGUAAACGAGAUUUCUGGAUGAUCAGCACAAGGCACACAGUUACAAUGCAGAGUGCCAGAACAGGAAGAGCAAUGGAAAAACUGAAACGUGCAGCAGUUGUUGACUACAAUAAAAACAAAGCUGGGGUGGACCUAUUUGACCAACGGCUAUUGUAUUGGGCUCUGGAUCACAAGACUGUGAAGUGGUGGAGGAAACUAGCUGUACAUUGCAUAAUAAUGGCAGCAUCAAAAGGCUGCAUACUGCAUAACAUAAUCAAAAAGAAAAAACUUGCCACCUCUCAGUUUAUUCAAGAAGUAUGUGCAGCAUUGGUGUUGUCUGCUGGGGAUUCAACAGAGAGCUUUCCACAUGGAUCAUCAAAAUUAGCACGACUCUCAGAAAAACACUUCCCUAAUCAUGUCAACAUUUCAGAAGGGAAGAAAAAAGGACAAAGGAGCUCCAACCAAAAUUAA
Messenger RNA from Schistocerca piceifrons (Central American locust), 972 nucleotides. Its product is annotated as piggyBac transposable element-derived protein 4-like. NCBI's taxonomy places the organism in Eukaryota, Metazoa, Arthropoda, Insecta, Orthoptera, Acrididae. The record is from RefSeq and is a predicted model, not a curated record. The transcript is spliced from 2 exons. Bases 1 to 972 code for a protein of 323 amino acids.